UUUACGGGAGGUCGUCGCGGUGUUGGGUACGUUUGGUGCGCGGGAUCCGACUGCCUCAGACUCUUCACAGGACCACACAAUCGGUACGAAUCAUACGUAAAUAUAUCGUAAUUGAAAACCGAUGCGGUCGUCUAGCCGACUGUCAAAUCAGUGACACGUCCGGUCCGUUUGGUGUUUUGUUGUGGUGACAGUUCAAGUCCAAUCGGCCCCCGAGCCCCUGGACGGGAGAAAGACGCCCAAAACAAUCCGAAGACUGCCAAAAAAGCUUUAAUCCAAUUCGCCAAAUGGCAUCGAUCAAAUAGCCAGCUCGGAACAAACCAAAAAAUCCAAAAAAGAUAAAAAAAAAAUGGGUUCAAAAUCCCGAAAACCCGACGACACGUCGAGACGCGACGCGAACAUAUGGAGCGUGCUGAUCACCGUCGCGGUCCUCGUUGUCACGUUCGCGAUCAGCGAUGCGGACGGCAACUUCGCGAACAGCAUCCACAAGAUCACCGAGAACUUGGACAAGGCCCUGGUUGAUAUACUGGGGGAUGGCGACAUCACAUACACCGACAUCAACGACCGCAUCCCCUACGUGAACUACACCAGGGUGGAGUUCGAUGCGGUCGGGAUGACCGGCUUCUACAAUGUGACCCAGUUCGUGAUUGAUCUUGUGGUCAGCGAAGUUGAUUUGUCUGAACUACAUGUGAACUCCACGUCCAUCGACCCGGAAAAAUACAAAAUGGAGAACAUCAUCGAGACGCUGAAAAACACCAAGGGCCUACUUGAACUGUUGAAGAGCACCGCCGGCCUGGUCGUGCUGCUGGUCGUGCUCGCCCUAAUGGCCGUCCUCUUUCCACUCUGCGGCUUGUGUUUCUGUUGCUGUCGCGGCUGUUGCGGCAGAUGCGGCGGCCGCAAACAAAUCGCUGAUAAGAAGGGCGACCUGUGCAAGAAAAUCAUGCACGGCACUCUGUUGAUCGCACUCGGAACGUCACUGCUAUUUUGCGUUGUUUGCGCCUUUGGAUCCAACCAACAGUUCUACGAUGGACUACAGGAGUUCCCCAGCAACAUGAAGAAGAGUGUGAAGGAUACCAGCAGGUUCUUCAAUAAUACGAAGACUCAAAUGACCACGUUGCUCAGUACCAAUUUCAAAGAGUUCAAUCACAGCCUUGUAAACAUUAUGGAGAAGAGUAGCUCAGCGGUUGUGAACGAACUAAUGGAAUUCUCAAAUGCCACUUCCAUGACAAGUCUGGCAACAUUUGUAAAUGACAUACCAAAGAUUAGAGAUGAUAUGGAUUUGUUAAGACAGUCCACCAAUGAUCUAAGAGUUCGGGCAAAUAAUCUCAAUGAUGCCAUGAGGAAGCUAAAACAUGAUCUACUUAUCACCUUGAAUGAAUGUAAACUACAGGAGUGUUCGGACUUUAAAAGACAAGUCGGAAAUUUACAAACUAACAUCGACUUCGAUAAGUACGUAGACAGAUACUUUCCCAGGCUCCCGGACAUAUCGGAUGAAAUAGCUGCGUUUAAAGAAUUUAAAAUUGAGGAACUGCAAGCUGCCGCCCGCAGUGGCAUGGACAAGUUGGAUAAGGUCAAGUCCACGAUUCACAACGAGUUCCAGAAAAACAUCAACGAGGCACAGAAGCAUUUAGUCAACGCAGGCCGUACCAUCGACAAAAAUCUGAAACGCGUUACCGAAAUGAUCGAUGACGUGAAUAACCAGCUACAGAACAACGCCAAUCCGAACAUCAACACCGCCGAGUUUUACAUAAAACGUUACGGCGUCUACGUCCAUUAUACCGGAACCGGCAUAGCUUGUUGCCUGUUGGCCGUCUCAUUUUUCAUUUGCUUGGGAUUGAUGUGGGGUAUAUGCGGCAAGAGACCGGACGGUUUCAACGACAACUGCUGCAACAAAGGCGCAGGCAGCAAAAUGCUUAUAUGCGGAGUCUCAGUAAUGUUCAUAACGGGUUUCGUGUUUGCUGUGGUCGCAAUUGUCCUGUGCAUUAUCGGCGUGGGCUCCCAGAAGUUGGUGUGUCAACCUUUGAGGCAACCGGAACAGUCUAAGGUCAUAACGUUUCUGAACAAAAGCGUCAAUUUGAAAAGACACGGGGGACCCGAAAGUGUUUUACAUUUGUAUGAGAGUUGCAAGAGGAACGAAACCGUUUAUAAAGUCUUGAAUCUGGAACAGAAAUUCGGUUUGCGUGAUAUAAUCGCCAAAUUCGAUAUUAAUCAGACUUUGGAUGGUUUGAACUUCGACAGGUCCGUGCCGGAUAAUUUCUAUAUUUUAGAUCACAGGAGCAGAGAAGUGCUACGCAAAUUGGCCAAGUCCAGCGCAGAGUUUAAUUUUGAUAAGUUCGAGUCUGAGCUGGAGAACAAUAAUUACACUACAAUUAGUUUGGAAGAUGUGAAGAAGCAACUUAAGGCUGUGAUUGAAAAGGCUCCAGAAAGUUUGAAGUCUGAUUUAAAUUUAAGUCUUCUUCAUUUAGAUUCGUAUGACGAAAAAAUUCUACAACCAAUGAUCAAAACUGCCACUCAAGCAAAGGAAAUUGCCAAUAGUUUAGGAACUUCGAUUAACAUGGGAAAAGCUAGUCUGGCUGAUGCAAUAAAUGAUCUAAUUGAUGAGAUCACCAAAGCUGAGGGAACAAUUAAGAACGAAGGAAAGGCUCACCUUAUCGAAACCGCCAAAAAGUUCAUAUCUUCCGUUAAAGCUCUAGUAAACGGUUACGUAAAUCGUGUAACUGGUUCCAUUGAAAGAGACGUGGGCAAAUGUGAGCACCUUUACAGGGUUUACGACUUUAGUUUGGUGUCAACCUGUGAUAAAGUUGUACUACCUUUGAAUGGAUACUGGCUGAAUCUCUUCUUUACCUUGAUACUCUAUAUUCCAACAAUCAUCAUUUGUGUCAGAUUGGCAACAAUUUAUCAGAAACGCAGGUCCAACGGUUUGUACGUCGAAGCUGAGUACUUGUAUGAUGCCUAUUCUGACCGGGAUAACAUUCCUUUAAACAGCAGACACAAGAGACAUAAGAAGAAUACAAAGAAGAAGGCCAAAAGGUACGAGGAUAGACCACAGAACGUUGGCGGCGAAGUAGUUGCCAGAGAGUAUGCCACUGGAUCUCAUCAAGAUACAAGAUAUUCUGACAUGGCUCCGAAGCAUUGGGAGGAAUUUCCCGCAGGAGGACCGCCCCAAUAUCAGAGAGCCCCAACUGAGUAUGAAAGACCUCCGCCAUAUUAUUACCCCGGUGCGUCCGGGGAAAACUAGACGAAUCAGACUGAGUUGAGAUUUCAAAAAUGGCUCGUUCGAACAGACUGAUUAGCAUGCUUUCUCGUUAAGGAGCCGGGUCGGAUGAUCAUUAUGGAAUCUCUUUGCACGUUCCCACAUGCGGAACACAUUCAACAUUCACAACAUAUUUGAAAGUAUUAGAGUUCUGCUUAAUUUACAGGUUUGCGUCAACUAAUAAGGAUAGUAGAAGGAAUGAAAUUAGCAAUGUUGAAUAAUUGAACUUUGAACUAAGCAGAUCUUUAAUUUUUUAGAGGUUUAAUGUGUCCGUGUCUGUAUACUCAAUUAAUGUUUUUCAUGAACAGGACUGUGGUUUGCCAUUCUAAUUGAGUUCAUAUUUUCUUGUGAUAUAUAUUUAUAAAUAAAUAAGCUGCCGUUGCAAUAUGUUCAUUUAUGGAUCAACAAAGUCUAUGAGAAACGUUUUGCCUAGUGUCUAGUUUACUAUUUAAAAUAAACGCGUUUAAUAUUUCAUAUUGUAGUCGCCGUAAUCUCGGCAUUAUGCAAAAUGUAAUUUAUCACCUGGUAGUUAAUUUAAGAUAUUUUUACUUUUAUUUAGUCCAAAAAAUUGGAAUGCAGAUGUGCUCAAAAGAACCGAACAAAUUAUUUUUGUACAGUAGGUCCUCAAAAUAUGUUCAACGUGGUUUUAUAUAUUUUUGACCAUAAUGCUCUUGUGCAUCGUACGUCGUUGCUUGUAAAAUAUUUGCGCGUACGAUGCGGUCCCUCUUUUGCAAAUAUUUUUUGUAAAUAAAUAUUUUCUUAUUGAAAUGUAUAAUACAAUCAAACAGUUAUUGUGUAGGGAGGAGAUAGAACUCGUAUGUGGCUCAAUAUGUUAAACUUUAAUGUACACUUAGAUUAAGAGCACAAAAGUGUUUUGACAUUGUUUCUUCCAUUUAUUUUUUGGGGAUUUUCUGUGUUUUAAAAAAAUUUGUGCUCAAUUUUUAAACAGUAAAUUGUAGCCAAGUUUUACCCUAUUUCCUACUUGAAUGUACAUGUAUUUAUUAUUAUAUAUAAAAUGAGCAUGUUAAUAUGAUAAUUCCAAUGUUUAUAAUAAACUUUGAUCAAAUUUA
Messenger RNA from Aethina tumida (small hive beetle), 4320 nucleotides. RefSeq names its product prominin-like protein. The transcript has 18 exons. Bases 347 to 3235 code for a protein of 962 amino acids. Gene Ontology annotation, cellular component: membrane. The record is from RefSeq and is a predicted model, not a curated record. NCBI's taxonomy places the organism in Eukaryota, Metazoa, Arthropoda, Insecta, Coleoptera, Nitidulidae.